Molecule: messenger RNA, 1065 nt
Organism: Triticum turgidum subsp. durum (durum wheat)
Lineage: Eukaryota; Viridiplantae; Streptophyta; Magnoliopsida; Poales; Poaceae
Source: the annotation of a GenBank genome assembly
AUGGCGGCCUCCGCCACCACCGACGGUCCACCCUUCCCCAUCUACAUCUCAUCCGACGAGGACGAGGACGUAGCAGUCCUUGGCUCCUCCAGCAGCCCCGAGGAGAUCCAGAUCCAGCAGGCCAUCCUCCUCUCCAUCGGCCUCUCGCUUGACACGACCGGCAUCCCCUCCUCCUCGGCCUCCCUCUCCGGAACCGACGUCGCCAUGCGCAAAGGCAAGCGUAAACUACGAUCGGAGUCGCCACAUGAAGUCAUAGAUAUAGAUGAUAAUGAUAGGCAAGAAGUCAUCGAUGUAGACGACGAUGACAGCCUGAUCUUCAUCAAAGAGACGGGCAGCGGGAAGUCGAGAAAACCACGUAACGGCGGCCUGUUGGAGGUCGGCGAAGGUUCCCACAGCGCCACGAUCAUGAAAGAGUUCUACUGCACAAUCUGCAUGGAGACGCUCCCCGGCGUCGAGCGCUUCCCCGUCGCCGGGUGCGCGCACGCCUUCUGCGCGGGCUGCGUGAGGCAGUACAUCGCGGCGAGGGUCGAGGAAAACCUGCUGUCCAUGGGCUGCCCCGAUCCGGGCUGCAAUGGCGGCGUGCUGCACCCGGAGGAAUGCCGGGACAUCGUCCCGCCUCAGCUGUUCCAGCGCUGGGGCGCCGCGCUCUGCGAGCUGGCGCUCGGGGAACUCAAGUUCUACUGCCCCUUCAAGGACUGCUCGGCGCUGCUGAUCGACGACGACCCCGGGCCCGGCGACGGCGGCGCGGAGGCGCUCACGAACGUGGAGUGCCCACACUGCAACCGCAUGUUCUGCGCGCAGUGCAAGGUGCCGUGGCACGACGGCGUGGACUGCGCCGAGUUCCAGCGGCUCGGGAAGGACGAGCGCGGGCGGGAGGACCUGCUGCUGAGGAAGGUCGCGCAGGAGAGGAGGUGGCAGAGGUGCCCCCGGUGCAAGAUGUACGUGGAAAGGGUGGCCGGCUGCCAGCACAUGAGCUGCAGGUGCGGGCACUCCUUCUGCUACCUUUGCGGCGGCUCCACGAGGAGCGGUGGACAUCGUUGCAAAGGCAGGCGUACUGCUUACUGA